CUCUUCUCCUGGCCACAUACAUUUUCUACAACGAAAAGAAAAUCUAUCUCGUUAUCUGCCACCACCUCCCACGCACUUGGUUUUCGCGUACCGACACUGCUGUUCAAAUGGAUAGAUGAUCGGGUUAGGUAAGCCACUCGCCCCAGGAGGCGCAGUACGUCAUUCUUGCUAUAUCGUGGCCCCCACAUCGCAUCGACAUUACCGCAUUCACGAUCUGAGCAGCAUCACUUUGUUCACUCCUCUGUUACAUUACUACAUGGCAUGAGUUUCCUUGCCAUUUCAACUCUACCCCUUUGUUCUAGCAGUCGUUACCUUCCCUUUCUACUACACAGUCCGUCAGUAAGUGUACCCAAAACCUUCGCCAUCUGCCGCCGCGCCAUGGGCUCCGUGGACACAUCCCUGCACCCCCAUACCUCGGGGAGCGCUGCCCGCUACGCUGAAGCACACUCCUCGCCAAAUCCAUUGAUCCUUUACGGCGGCUGGUUCUGCCCCUUCGUCCAGCGCAGCUGGAUUACCCUGCACGAGAAGAACAUCCCGCACCAAUAUUUCGAGAUCAACCCAUACCACAAAGACCCCGAAUUCCUCAAAUUAAACCCGCGUGGUUUGGUCCCGACGCUCGCCGUUCCGCUUGACAAGGAUGGCAAGGAGCAGAAGCCCCUGUACGAGAGUCUUGUGAUCUGCGAGUACUUGGACGAAGUAUAUAACGACCCUUCCAAGAACGGACCCGAUCUCCUUCCGAGAGAAGACGCCUAUCUGCGCGCCAAAUGCCGGAUUUGGAUCGAUCACAUCUCAAUGAGAAUUGUCCCCGCGUUCUACCGGUUCAUGCAACAUUCCGAUUCAAAAUCAUAUAGUCUAGAUGAAGCGCGGACAGAAUUCCUCAACCACAUCAAGACCUUCAUCAAAGAAUGCGAUCCUCAAGGACCGUUCUUUUUGGGUGAGAGAUUCAGUCUCGUGGACAUCAUGCUCGCGCCUUGGCUGUGCAGGAUGUUUCUUUUUGAUGUGUACAAGGGCGGAGUAGGUGUGCCUGAGGAAGGAAAGGGAGGUGAUGACGAAGGUACGUGGCAGAGAUGGAGGAAAUGGGCCAAAGCAGUGGGCGAAAGAGAGAGUGUGCUGGAUACCUUGAGUGAAAGGGAUCAAUACGUUGAUGCCUACCGGAGGUAUGCGGAGGAUACCACACAGAGUGAGGUUGCGAAGGCCACGAGGUCGGGGAGAGGACUGCCAUAGACAGGAGAAGCGUGGGAGGGAUUGAAAUGCAUGGCCCAUGGCUUUUACUUGCGUCCCAGAACUUCUUAGACUCGGAAAUCCGCUUGUCAUCCGUGGUUACCUAUUUGAGACCGUCUCG
This is a messenger RNA of Cladophialophora immunda, 1342 nucleotides long. RefSeq lists its product as uncharacterized. The transcript has a single exon. Gene Ontology annotation, cellular component: cytoplasm. The record is from RefSeq and is a predicted model, not a curated record. Lineage: Eukaryota; Fungi; Ascomycota; Eurotiomycetes; Chaetothyriales; Herpotrichiellaceae. Bases 262 to 1224 code for a protein of 320 amino acids.